This is a messenger RNA of Gossypium raimondii (Peruvian cotton), 3256 nucleotides long. Its product is annotated as beta-arabinofuranosyltransferase RAY1. The transcript is spliced from 6 exons. Gene Ontology annotation, molecular function: glycosyltransferase activity. The record is from RefSeq and is a predicted model, not a curated record. The coding region runs from base 203 to 2221 and encodes 672 amino acids. NCBI's taxonomy places the organism in Eukaryota, Viridiplantae, Streptophyta, Magnoliopsida, Malvales, Malvaceae.
AUUACAUCACAUGUCCUGUGGGUAUCCCCCGUCUUGGUGCUGACAACCUUAGUGCUUAAAUGCUUCCCUCGUGCACGUUCUUUCUUUCUUUCAGUUAAAGUUCCAUUCCUUUUGUCUUUCUCCAUUACCCAUCCGGUCAUUCCUUUACCACAUCCAAAACCCACCAACAACUUGCAUUUCUUCUUCUGACAACUUCUCUACAAUGAAGGCGUUGCUGAUUGGAUUAUGGUCAGUUUGGGUGUCUGGGGUUCUCCUUAUUGCUCUAUCUCUUUAUGCUACGCAGAGGUUGCCACUCUCCAAGAAUCGUAUUUUCAGCCAUACAAGUUUUAGCGACCUUGACACUCCCAAAAUUACUAUUUUCACAGCUCCAGCGCCGUUUACAGGUUCCUCACGGACUAAACAGAGUCUAGCUAUUCGGUCAUGGCUUGCUUUGUCUCCACAAAUCUCAGUCAUUCUCUUUAGUCAACACCAUUCUGCUGCUUCUUUUGCCAAAUCUUUUGGUUCCCGGGCUUUGGUUGAAUCCGAUAUUGAUUUCACGUUUCUUGGGGUUCCUUUCUUUCAUUCCAUGGUGGCAAAAUCACGGGCAUUUAAAUCUGACAUAUAUGUUUUUAUGGAUACUGAAACUAUUCUCCUGCCUGACUUUGUGUUGGCAUUGAAUUAUGCUCAUAAUCUUGAUGAUGAUUGGCUCCUUUUUGCUUCUCCACGAGAUGUUCCAAAUUUCCCAUUCUAUCUGGAUGAGGAUAGGAAACAUUGGCUAAAAGAUGGCCAAAGGAUAAGAAUUCAGGAGUUGCAGGAUACUCUUGGCUCAAGUUGGCAGUGGAGUUGUUGUGACAGUAGAAUGGUCAUAGCAUGGAACAAUGGGGUGAUGCCCUUACAUCAUGGGGUGCUUCCUCCUUUCCUGUAUGGAAAGGGAGUUUACAACCAUUGGCUAAUCAACGAGGCUUUGUCUAGUGGAUUAAGGUUCGUGUUUGAUGCCAGUUGGACUAUCUCAAACAUUGCACUGGGGGAUUCAAGGCGUCAGUCUAACCAUUUGGUUAAGAGCUCCAAUGUUUCAGAUAUUGAAAAGGGAAGUUGGGAAUAUGAUUGCAAUUCUCAUCUUGCAGCAGUGUAUGGAUUAUCAUCUCUUCACGGAUUUAAUUAUUCUGCUGUGAUGAAACUUGUUAAAUGUGAUGGCCAAUACCUUCUUAUUAAUGCUACAGAAGAUUUCCUGCAUACAUAUGCCUACAAAAAGAAGAGCUUAUGGAAAAGACACAUCCCAAAUUGCUGGAGAUCAAAGACAACUUUGGCUUGUGUUGUUAGAACUAUAAAGACGUGGAACGAAACGUCAGGUUGCUCUCUGAAAGAUGGAUCGGUUCACACAAAAACAUUAAAGCUUUCCUUUUCCUUAGAGUCACUUCUUGCUAUCACUGCAGACGAGAAUAAAACAGUUGUGCUCACGGUUGCUGGAUAUAGUUAUAAGGACAUGCUAAUGAGUUGGGUCUGCAGAUUGAGGCACCUCAGAAUCACGAACUUUUUGGUUUCUUCACUUGAUUAUGAGACCUAUCAGUUCUCCGUAAUGCAGGGCCUGCCUGUUUUCAAUGAUCCAUCAGCUCCAAGUAAUAUUAGCUUUAAUGACUGCCACUUUGGAACGGAAUGCUUUCAGCGAGUAACCAAGGUGAAAUCCAGAUUGGUUUUAAAGAUACUGAAGCUAGGAUACAAUGUACUUUUGAGUGAUGUGGAUGUAUACUGGUUUAAAAAUCCUUUGCCAUUGCUUUCCUCUUUUGGUCCUGCCACUCUUGCCGCUCAGUCUGAUGAAUACAACCAAACAAGACCCAUAAACUUACCUAGACGCUUGAACUCUGGCUUUUACUUUGCACGUUCUGAUGCCCCCACCAUUUCUGCGAUGGGAAAGGUAGUGAGGCAUGCUGCUACUUCUGGCCUAACCGAGCAGCCAAGUUUCUAUGACACGUUAUGUGGUGAAGGGGGUUCGACUCGCAAGGGUGAUAAUAGAUGUGUGGAACCUGGGACAAAUUUAACCGUUCAUUUCUUGGACAGAAACCUUUUCCCGAAUGGUGCAUACUUAGGGCUAUGGGAGAGAAAAAAUGUGAAAUCAGCCUGCAAGAAGCAGGGUUGCCUUGUUCUUCAUAACAAUUGGAUUAGUGGAAGAGUAAAGAAGCUGAAGCGUCAGGUAAUAUCUGGCUUAUGGGACUAUGAUAUUACUACAAGGAUGUGCUUGGUGUGAUCUAAGAAUUAGUUGGCUUGAAGUUUCGUAACCUAGUUGGGAAACUUUGGAAUUCCUGUGGAAUAUAACAAAAGAAAAUGCCAUUUUUGCUUGUGUAAUGCCUUGGUUUCAUCAAUAUUUCUGUGGGAGAAUAUUGAACUAGAGAAGCCGGCCAUAAAAAUACAAACUGACAUCCAGAGCAGGUAAGGCAGAAGAAUACUCAACCUUAAAACAAAGAAUGGUCCAUUCAACAGAAUAUAAUGCAACAUCUGGAUCAGGCGGCUUUUGAUCCACAGCUAUGCUGAAGAACUGUGCUACAUUCUGUGGGUUGGUUAGGCAUGGCAACCAGGAUUCUGGAAGCAAGAAAGAUGCGCGAGGAUCUCCGAUGUCAAUUGACUUCUCCCAAUCAAGGGAUAUAUCUGUGAGGAUAGUUCAUGCAGGUGGGCAAGAGGAACUAUAUCAAAAUGCUGUUCCUGUAUCCCAUCUGAUGAAUAAAUAUCCAGGGAUGUGUAUUGCACGUCCGGAAGUUUUUACGAAUCCUGAUGAGUCCCUUUUAUGGCCCGAAGAUAGCCUGUUGCCUGGCCAAAAGUAUUACAUUAUCCCAUCCUCUACAGUGGAAAAACUGAAAUAUAGACACAGAAAGAAGCUUAAAUUCAAACAAGCUGCUGAAGGUAGAGAAGAUAUGUCAGAUGCAAGGAUCACUUGGGAUAUAUCUGGAGAAAACUUGGAGGAAUCUGUUAAUUCUGCACAAGAAUUCUAUGUUACCAAGCCUUCCAAGGUACCUAAAGUUCCAAAGGAGAGGGUGUCAAAACAUUCACUGCGAAGGAGUAGAAGGGUAAAGAAGCCUUUUGUACCUCCACUCCCAAGGACAGGAUUGCUGCGGGAAUCAGGUUGGGAACCUAGUUUAACUUCUAUACAAGAACUUUCUCCAUGACUCUCUUUUCUACCUUCCAAGUUUUUUCUUCUUUUUCCUAUGUUCUUGUUUGGUUAUGCAAUCAUAUGCAAAAGAGUGAAUUGCUCAAUAUUAACUUGAAUAAACUGAACCAUUUUCAUUUG